AUGAUUGGACCAUAUCUAACUAUUUUCUUCUCUUCAUGUUUUUCUUCUUUUCUUUCUUAUGUUGACAUCCCUCUUCCUUUUUUCUUUCGUUUCCUUCAUUGUUUUUUUUUCUUCAUUUUUUUAAAUUUCUUCUUUCAUUUUGCUACCUUAUUCACUUCCUAUAUCUCCCUUAUUCGUUUAUUUUAUAUAUUUACUUCGGGAUAUUUUUUGUUUUCAGCUUUCUUUCACUUUUCAAUCAUUUUUUUUUUCUUUCUUUCACUUAUUCUUUUUCAAUCUUUUUUUCUUUUUCUUUUCUUUUUUCUUUUCUUAUUUCUUUUCUUUUUCUUUUUCUUUUCUUUUUUUCUUUUUCCUUCUCAUUUUUUUUCUUUUUCACUUUUUUUUUUUUCUUUUCAAUCAUUUUUUCUUUUACUUUUCAGUCAAUUUUCGUUUUCCGCUUUCUUUCACUUUUCAAUCUUUUCAUUGUCUGCGUUCUUUCUUUUCUAUUUACAAAUUCUUUAUUUCCUUUUCAACUUCCGGUUUCUAUUUUUCACUAACCUGUCAUUCUUUUCCUCCUCCUCCUCCUCCUCCUCUUCUACUACUACUACUACUACUUCAUUUUCUUUCUUUCCUUCUUUUUUAUUUCUUCCUUUUCUUUCUUCUUUUCACAUUUCUCUUUUUUCUUUCCUUGUCCUCUUUUAUUUACCCGCUUCUCCUUUAUCUUACUUCUUUCAUUUUUCUUUCUUUUUAGCCAACAUUUUCUUUCGUUUUUCGCUUCUCUUUUUCAUUCCGUUUCUUUCUUCCAUUCCCCUCUUUCAUUUUUACUUAGUCUUUCCCCUUUUCAUUCUUCUCUUCCUCUUUCUCAUCCUUCUUUCAAUAAACAAUUUGGAUUCUACAUCAGCACGCUUUUAUUUUUUCUUUCCUUUAUAUUUUAUUUAUUCUUUUAUGACGCCCCUUUCUUUUUCUCUCUCUUUUCUUUCCUCUUUCAUUCUUUUUAUUUCGCCUUAUGACAUUUUAAAUUCUUCUUUUUAUCUGCAUCACUCUUUGUUUUCUUUUCCUUGCUUUUAUUCUAUCUAUUUUUUUUCCUUUUCCCCUCUUCUUUCCUUUCACUUUAUCUUAUCUCUUUCUAUCUAUUACUUCAUCAAUUUCAUUGUACUGUUUUCAUUUUUUCUUCUUCGUUUCAUUUUUUUCCUUCUUCUGAUAUUAGUUUUCUUUUAUCUUUCAUUUGCUUUUCUUUUCACCAUUUUCCUCCUUUUAUUCCACUCUUCUACACUUCUCUUUCACCUUUCUCAUUCUUCUGUUUAUAUAACAUUAUCUAUCUGUUUCCAAUCUAUCUAUCUAUCUAUCUAUCUAUCUAUCUAUCUAUCUAUCUGUCUGUCUGUUGUACGAUAUAUAACAUUAUCUAUUUGGUUCUUAUCUAUCUAUCUAUCUAUCUAUCUAUCUAUCUAUCUAUCUAUCUAUCUAUCUAUCUAUCUAUCUGUUGUCACCUAG
Messenger RNA from Acanthosepion pharaonis, 1467 nucleotides. NCBI's taxonomy places the organism in Eukaryota, Metazoa, Mollusca, Cephalopoda, Sepiida, Sepiidae. The record is from the annotation of a GenBank genome assembly.